AUGGGCAACGAGGCGAGCCUGGAGGGCGGCGGAGCCGAGGGGCAGCUGCCGCCCGGCGCCGCCGCCGGGCCCCCUCCGCCGCCCGGCACCGCCAAGCCGCCUUCAGCACCGGGCGGCGGCGGACAGCUCCCGGGGGAAAGAGUCAUGACGAGCUCGGGAGCUCGUGGAGGAGGGGGAGAGUGCAGCGUGACCCGCCUUGGGGACAGGCACGGGAGAGGGGACACUGUGACCAAGGCAGGGAGCCUUAGCCCGAGCCAGGAGGCAGCUGGUGCUUCGUGGAAGUGGGCGAAAGGCAGCACACCAAGAAGACCAGACCAACUGGAUCACCUAGCUGGACAGAGAUCGGCUUCUCCCUCCCUUACACAGGCUGCUCAGAGCUCGGAAAGCACCAGAGAGAUGAGGAGUCACGGUCAGGCCGGUCAACAGGCAGAUGGACCUAGAAGGACGCUGCAGGUGGACAGCAGAAGUCAGAGAUCAGGAAGAUCUCCCUCUGUGUCGCCAGAUCGAGGCAGCACCCCUACCUCACCUUAUUCUGUUCCUCAGAUCGCACCCCUUCCGAGCAGCACUCUCUGCCCUAUAUGCAAGACAACAGAACUCAUCUCCUCCCCUAAUCAGCCAAACUUCAACGCCUGUACACAGUGUCACAACAAAGUCUGCAACCAGUGUGGAUUCAACCCCAACCCUCAUCUUACUGAGGUGAAAGAAUGGUUGUGUUUGAACUGCCAGAUGCAGAGAGCAUUGGGGAUGGAUAUGACCACGGCUCCUCGCUCCAAAAGCCAGCAGCAGCUACAUUCUCCUUCACUGUCUCCAUCCCACUCCCCCGCCAAACAAGCCCAGCCUCAGCCCCAGGUCACGGCGGGCCAGGAAAAGCCCCCUGGAACUAUGCAGCCAAGCGCCAGGCAAGCUACACCGCAGAGGGAACAACACAGCCAAGGCCAGCCAAAACCUGCUGCUCCUCAGGAAGUGGUGAGGUCUUCCCCUCAGCAUCAACAAGCAAAGCCUUCUUCUGACCAGAGAAAGACUGUGGGAGACUCCCCAGCAAAACCUGCAGCUCCAACCCCCAGUGCUGGUGCACAAGAACAACCCCAGGAGGGUCUCACGGGGAAGCUCUUUGGCUUUGGAGCUUCUCUCUUGACCCAGGCAAGCACACUUAUGUCUGUCCAGCCAGAGGCCCCCCCUCCAAGUCAGCAGUCUUCUGGCAAAGUGCCUCCAAAAAUUGUCUUCAGUGAUGCCAGCAAAGAAGCUGGUCUUAAAGCCCCAGGUGCUUCACCUGGGACACAGGGUAGGGCUGGGACUGCACCAGCUGCAAAGCAAGGAAAGCCGGAGCAAGUUGUCAAGCCAAAGGAAGUGCCGAAAGAAAGGGUCUUGUGCCCCCUCUGUAAAGCAGAGCUCAAUGUGGGCUCCAGUGAACCCUCCAACUACAAUACCUGCACGACCUGUAGGCAGCAGGUUUGCAACAUGUGUGGCUUCAACCCAACACCUCAUCUGGUGGAGAAAAAUGAAUGGCUGUGUUUGAACUGCCAAACUCAGAGACUGCUAGAAGGGAGCCUGGGAGACCCUGCCCCAAUGCCACUGCCUACCCCAAAGCAAACGCCAACGGGCUCCCCGCGGCACCAACCAUCAGGAAGCGGCCAGCAGCAAAGGGUGCCGGCGCCGGCCACCGCACCGCAGGCAGAGCCGGUGGCUCCCCCCGACAGGCACCCUUCGCCCGCGAGGAAUCUCAGGGCUCCAGAGCAGAGCAGGACCCCAAGCACUGCCCAGGAGAAGAAGGCCCCUGCUCCAGCAGAAGAAAAGCCACUGCCGAAACUUCCCACUCAGCCUUCCAAAGUCCCUGAAAGUGCAACGCCAAAAGGGAAAAGCAUGACAACAAAACCAGAGGUGGAGAGCAAGGAGAGCCGAGCACCUGCUGAGGCUCAGAGGGCAAAGGAGCAGGAGGUGAGUGCCCUCAAGCCUUAUCCCCCCGACCUAUCUCGCAGCCCCCAGAGCUUGAGCGACACUGGUUACUCAUCUGAUGGCAUCUCCAGCUCCCAGAGUGAGAUUACAGGCCUGGUGCAGCAGGAGGAGGAGAAGCUGAAUGGCACUGGCCUGGCAGAGCAGAGCCCUCCCAGCCCCUCCGAGCUCACCAAGCUGGAGAGCAGCAUGCGGCCCCUCCUAGAGGCCAGGGGCACCUCUCAGGAGCCCAGUGACCGUGGGAAGGGAUAUCCCGAAGUACGUGAAGAACAGCGGCAGCGGCAGAGGCCACGGUACCUCUCCAUCACCCCUGAAGCCUUUGAUUCUGAUGAGGAACUGGAAGACAUCCUGGAAGAGGAUGAAGAUUCCUUGGAGUGGGAGAACCAGCGGGACCAGAGGGAGAGCAUGGAGUCAUCAGAUGAGUUUGGCAGCAAGCUGCGCCAUGACUUCGUAGAGGACAGCAGUGAAGGAGGCUUCUCUCCAGUGCCGGGCAGGCCCAAAGACAAGGAAGCAGAGGUGACAGAUGAGGAGUUCAUGAGAAGGCAGAUCCUGGAGAUGAGCGCAGAGGAGGACAAUCUUGAGGAGGAAGAGGAGGACUACAAUCACGUUAAAUACAGCAUCACCAAAACUGGGCAGAAGUCUGACAUGGAGAAGAGCAAAGAGUCUCCCUCAGCCAAGCGGCGCCUGUCACACAGCUCCAGCGGCCUGUACAAGGAGGAGAGGAAAGAGCUGGAUGCAGCAGAAGGUGAUGACAUGAGCACGGCCCAAGGGGGACUGAGGCGCUUCAAGACUAUUGAGCUAAACAGUACAAACAGCUACAGCAGAGACAUGGAGAUCAACCAGGACACAGACACCAGCCUGGACAGGGAGCCUGAGCUGGAGAUGGAGAGUCUGACGGGCUCCCCAGAGGAACGGUCCAGGGGUGAGUAUUCUACCUCCACCCUGCCAGCCACAACGCCCAGCUACACUUCAGGCACCUCUCCCACAUCCAUCUCCUCCCUGGAGGAGGACAGUGACAGCAGCCCCAGUCGCAGGCAGAGGCUGGAGGAGGUGAAGCAGCAGAGGAAGGCUCGCCAUCGCUCGCAUGGCCCUUUGCUGCCCACCAUCGAGGACUCGUCUGAGGAGGAGGAGCUGCGGGAGGAAGAGGAGCUCUUGCGGGAACAGGAGAAGAUGCGAGAAGUGGAGCAGCAGCGCAUCCGAAGCACCGCACGCAAAACCAAGCGUGACAAGGAGGAGCUGAGGGCCCAGCGGAGGAGAGAACGCUCCAAAACUCCCCCCAGCAACCUCUCUCCCAUUGAGGAUGCCUCCCCCACGGAGGAGCUGCGGCAGGCAGCAGAGAUGGAGGAGCUGCACCGGUCCUCCUGCUCCGAGUACUCGCCCUCCAUCGACUCAGAGGCUGAGAGCUUCGACGUCAUGGCCUCCAAGCUGUACAAGUCUGGCAGUGAAUACAACCUGCCAACCUUCAUGUCACUGUACUCCCCGACAGAAAAGACAGAGAGCAGCUCCAGUCAGCCUGCCAGCAAGCCUCUCAAAAGUGCUGAAGAAGCCUAUGAGGAGAUGAUGAGGAAGGCAGAAAUGAUGCAGAAGCAGCAAGUCCAGCAGUCCCAGCAGGGUGCUUCUUACAGCAGCACGUACCAGCAGGUUGGAUACCGCAGCACAGAGGGCCAGACCGGUUUUGAGUACCAGUACAUAGAUGAGUACAGGUACGAUGGCAGCACCAUGCACCCCUCACAACCUGACUAUCAGAGUGAUCUCUCGAAGCCGGGUGCGGUGUACGAGGAAAUCCUGCAGACAUCACAGAACAUUUCCAGAAUGCACCAGUCCUCCUCAUUUGACUUGGCUCUGGAACAGGAAGAAAAAAAGAAAGGACAAGAAGACGUGUAUCAAGAGAAGCACUUCCUGAAUGCCGAGAGUGCAUAUGCUGACCUGAUGAAGCAGAACGGUGGCCCUCUCACCCCUGGGACAAGCCCCACGCAGCUCUCAGCUCCCGUCUCCUUUUCAGCCUCUGAAGGCAGCACAGGCAAGGUCAUUCCUGAUGUCCGUGUCACCCAGCAUUUUGCAAAAGAGGGACAAGACCUUGCCAAGUUGCACAGCACCACGGCAGCACCCAGCCCGGUUUCCAAGGCUAUCACAGCUCCUUACACCUACAGCAAAGGUGCCAGCACAGUCACAACAGUGGUUGCCAGCGCAGCAAGUGCACCACGAAUCUACAGCUCUCCAGCUGCGAGUGGCACAGAACCAACAUCCAUAUCGGCCAGAAGUUAUGGUCCAACAAAGAGCUCUGUAAGUUACAGCUCUCAAACAGAGGACAUCUGCCGAAGCAAGAGUGCUGUCGAGAUCAGCGUGCAAACGGCCAGAGAGAAACUGCAAGCUGCGAGUGACAGCAAGCCAAUGCCACACAAGAUGUACCCUUUCUUCAAAAGCUCAAGCCCUCCACUCUCUCCUACUUCUCCUACUCAGAGUCCCACUCACACUGUCCCAAGAGCAGCAAUGCCUUCUGGCCCAGGGCUGGGAACAAAGUCGACAGCAGAAUUUUCCACCCAAACACAAAGUCCCCUUGUCUCCUAUGAUAUCCCCACUACCACUGGCAUCUUGACAUCUUCCCCCAUGGUAGCUCAAGGAACGCAGACCCCACACCACGCAAGCUCACCUCGCCUCACUCGGCAGCAGUCCUCUCAAGAUGCUCCAUUCAUGCUGAUCACGCUAGCAGCCAAUGCAUCUAGCCAAACAAAGCCAGUGAGCAUCAGCUCCUCCACUUCCCCUGCCACGUCUCCCACCAGGCUGGGCCGGCAGCAGACAGUGCAUAGCUACAGCCAGACGUUUGAGCAGGAGCUGCAAGGCGCUUAUAUCAAGGCGCAGCCUGUGAAAGAGCAAGCCUCAGCCAUCCAGAAAGUGCCCACCGCUUCGGCUGUAGACAGCGCUGCAGGGCUAUAUGCCUGGGGAGCACUCCCUGCAGAAAACAUCUCCUUGUGCAGGAUCUCCUCUGUCCCUGGGACAUCUCGGGUAGAACCAGGUCCCAAGGCACCAAGCACUAAUGCUGUAGACUUACGGACUGCUAUAAAGUCAGCCCCUAUCAUCAUAACAGACCAAGGCAUGGAUCUCACUUCCUUGGCUACAGAGACUAGGAAAUAUUGCCUCACUUUGGACCAAAUCCCAAACAGACAGUCCACGGCAAUCCAACCCUUAAUCAUUAACCUCAAUGCCCAAGAGCAGCCCCAUGCAGUCAUAGCUGCGGCCAGCACUGCCAGUGUCGCCAUUGCCUCUCCAAUGCUCAUCUCGCAGCCAAAGCAGCCCGUGGUCUACGGAGACCCUUUCCAGAACAGGAUGGACUUCGGGCAAGGGGCUGGGAGCCCAGUAUGCUUGGCGCAAGUGAAGCAAGUGGAGCAGGGCGUGCAGACAGCCACCUUCAGGGGAAGCGGGGCUGCUGCUCCCACACCUGCGGGGAAACCUGAAGCCGCAGCUCCUCAGCAGGCAAAGUUUGCAAGGUACAGUUUGCCCAGCCAAAUGGCACCUAUGGUGAAGAAGGACAUGCUCAUCACACAGACCAGUAACGCGCAGAACGUGCUUAGUAUCAGCAGCAUCUCCCAGUCGUUUCCUCAGGACCAGAGCUCGGAGCUGUACCACACGGUACCAGUGGAGCUGAAAACCCAGAGCCCUCUCAUGGCGCUGGGAGGCAAGAAAUCCCAAGUGAUGAUGGUGCAGAUGGAAGAUGUAGCAGCCGGCCCAGUAACCAAAGUGGUCAAAGAAGAGCCUUCAGCCAAUGUGCUGGACCUCACCGGCAUGAAGUCGGAGAGCCAGGUGGCCUGCUGUGAUGUGGUCUACAAGUUUCCUUUUGGCAGCAGCUGCACUGGAGCUUUCAACCCCUCUUCCAAGAUGCCGGAGAAGAAAGCCGGGGAUGCGGUGCCGAGCAGGAAACCCAGUGGCACCUACUAUGGAAGCAAAGAGCCAGACCUGUCCGAGGCAUUCCCAUACCGAGAGCAGCCGGCUCCAGCUCCUGCACCUGCACUCUAUGAGGAGCAGAAGUUUUACCCCGCUGGCAUGUUUGGGAGGCUCUAUUCAUCCAUGUCAGACACGAACCUGUCUGAAAUUGGGAUGAACUACUACCCUGUGAAGGGGGAUCAGCCCUUCCACUCCCCUGCCAGUGAUGCUGCUGUGGAUUUGACCACAAUGAAGCAUUCCUACAGCAUCAGCUUCACCGAAGGGGGAUACCUGGGCCACGGGAUGCAGUAUGGCUCUUUCUCCGACCUCCGCCAGCCCUCGGAUUUGCUGAGCCACCCACUUCCGAUGAGAAGGUACAGCUCAGCAUCUAACAUCUACUCUGACUACCGGUACUCCCCUAGAGGGGACCUGGCAAAUUUCCAGGAGUCCAGCCUGGCCCACUACAGUGCCACAACCGCUCGUGAGAUCAGCCGCAUGUGUGCGGCACUCAAUUCGAUGGACCAGUACGGGGGCAGGCAUGCCAAUGGCCCGGAGCUCCUGCAGUAUGGCCCUAAUGCUCUCGGUGCUGGACAAGCAGGAGGAGGUGGUAUCUCAGCCCAACAGGGUGUCGCGCCCAUGAAACCGAACGUGAUGUACAACCCCAAUUUCCCCGAGACGCGCCAGGCUUUUGGCAACCUUGCACAGUACAAUAUUUCCAAUGUCCGUCUGGGAGCUGUACGGCAGAUAUUCCCUUCCUCCGCAACUGUGCGGGCCGCAGAUGGUAUGAUUUAUUCAACCAUAAACACUCCGAUAGCGUCGACACUGCCCAUCACUACACAGCCGGCCUCGGUGCUCCGGCCCAUGCUUCGUGGGCUGUACAGACCCUACGCCCCGGGCAGCAUCACAGCGGUGCCUCUGGCCAGCCUGACCAGAGUGCCAGUAGUCACUCCCCGCAUGCCACUAGCAACCCAAAGCUUCUAUCGCUACCCAGCUCCUGUCCGCUUCCCAACCAUGUCUGCGCCGUCGGUGAUGGAGACACCCAUGUACCUGGGGAAACCUGUCAGCACUGUCGCAGCCAGCACAGCCGCAGGUGCCGUGAGCACAGGGCCUGCUGCCAAAGCUCCCAUUGCCCCUGCAGCAGGGCCGCAGAGAGCAGAACCACCCAGGGCUGCCCCCUGCGAUGAGGGGUCCGUGGUGGCCGCCAAGGAGAGCGGCCAGCCGGCACCGGCAGCGCCUGCUACUCCGAAGCAGGUGGCAGAGGGAGUUCAGCCUGGUGGGCCAGGUCGGGAGGAGAGGGAGCGUGAGGAGGAGCGCCAGCGGAAGCAGCAGGAGCACGUGCUGCAGCUGGAGAGGGAGCGUGUGGAGCUGGAGAAACUGAGGCAGCUGCGGCUGCAGGAGGAACUGGAACGGGAGCGUGUGGAGCUGCAGCGGCACCGGGAGAAGGAGCAGCUGCUGGUGCAUCGGGAGCUGCAGGAGCUACAGUCCAUCAAGCACCAAGUGCUGCAGCAGCAGCAGGAGGAGCGCCACGCACAGCUGGCACUGCAACGCGAGCAGCUGGCCCAGCAGCGCCUGCAGCUGGAGCAGAUCCAGCAGCUGCAGCAGCAGCUGCAGCAACAACUGGAGGAGCAGAAGAGGCAGAAAAGCGCCUUCCCCACAGCUGGUGAGCCCCCCAGCAGGGCGCCCCCAGGGCCCGAGGGACCUACUGAGAUGCAGAGGAGCCUGGCGCAGAAUGGGCAGUUCUGGCCCCCACCGAGCCAGGUCUUCGUGGGUGCCCCAGGCGCCGGGCAGGAGUGCCCCGCUGGCCCUCGUUACCCCGGGCUCCAGCGACCGCUCACCAGCUCUGCCUCAGACAUGUCUCUGCAGGCUGAAGAGCCCUGGGAGCCCAGCCGGGGCAUGAAGAAGAGAAAUUCGAUGCCGCGGCUACGGGAUGCCUACGACAAGGAGGUCGUAGUGAAGAAGAUCACAGACAGCAGCGUGCAGACGGACGAGGAGGAUGGUGAGGAGCGCUACCUUCUCUCGCGGCGCCGGCGGCCCCGCCGCAGCACCGACUGUAGCGUGCAGACGGACGAGGAGGACAGCGGGGAGUGGGAGCAGCCGGUGCGCCGGCGGCGCUCCCGGCCCUCGCGGCACACCGAUGCCAGCACCGAUGGCAAGCAGGACGGCGCCUCACGCGGCACAGCCAGCAUCGGCAUCCAGACCAUCAGUGACUGCUCCGUGCAGACGGAGCCCGACCAGCACCAUAGGGUCUCCCCUUCCAUCCAUAUCACCACCCACGACCCCCGCGUGGAGAUCGUGAAGUACAUCUCCGCCCCAGAGAAGACACAGCGGGGUGAGAGCCUCGCUUGCCAGACGGAGCCAGAGGCCCAGCCUCAGCCAGGCAUUGUGGUCCCCCAGCUCACAGUGCCGACUACCAUCACACCCUACUCCACCAACAUCCAGAUGGUGAGCACAGGGCCCCUGGACCCCCAUGCUGUCCGGCAGCAGGCCCUAGGCAAAUUUGAGAAGAAGAAGCCGGAUCCCCUGGAAAUUGGAUACCAGUCACAUUUGCCCACCGAUUCCCUCUCUCAGCUGGUGACCCGGCAGCCUCCCAGGUCUCCACAGGUCCUCUACUCGCCCGUGUCUCCCCUCUCCCCGCACCGCCUCCUCGAGUCUUCCUUUGCUACCAGCGAAAGGCUGAACAAGGCUCACGUCCCACCACAGAAGCACUUCACUGCUGACUCUGCUCAGCGCCAGCAGACUCUGCCACGUCCCAUCAAAACCAUGCAGCGAUCCUUGUCCGACCCCAAGCCCAUCAGCCCAACAUCUGAGGAAUCCGGGAAGGACAGGUUCUCCCUGUACCAGCAUCCGCUGCUCCCAGGCAGCCAGAUGGCCUCUUUGCAGUCGAGCCCGCUGACGCGCAAGGUGAAGCGCACGUUGCCCAGCCCACCACCCGAGGAGGCUCACCUGCCCCUGGCCAGCCAGGCUCACCCCCAGAUGUACCUGUCAAGCCUGGCACCAAAAGGCCUGGCCGGCCCUGCUGUGCAGGUCACCAAGGCCAGCCUGCUCAAGGACAUUGACCGUGACCUGAAGCUGGUGGAGCAUGAGUCCACAAAGCUGCGUAAGAAGCAAGCCGAGCUGGACGAGGAGGAGAAGGAGAUCGAUGCCAAGUUGAAAUACUUGGAGCUGGGAAUUACGCAGCGGAAGGAAUCUCUGCUGAAGGACAGGAGCGUGAGGGACUACCCCUACCUGAGGUGCCUGGGGGAGAACAGGGACUACAUGUCUGACAGUGAGCUCAACAACUUGCGCCUGUCCAGUUAUGACAGCGGGAGCUUGCUGACGCGGCCAAGCGCCACACCAGCAAACCAGUACACUGACUUUGCUGGUGCACCUUACACUUCUGCAUCCUCCUACAGCCCCUACCAGUACCCGGCAGGGCUGCCCACCCCCCAAGGCCCCACUGCCUUUCAGCAGACACGAUUGCAGCCUCCCCACUACCCCACAGUGAGCACCUCUCAAGACGGCUUCCAGGCUGCGCAGCUGCCUGCCUAUGCCUCACCGAGCACCUUCCAGGCCCAUGGUUUUGCCCCCAGCACCACCUACCAGGCGGACCUAGGUGUCCAGAGCCAGCAAGGUUUCCAGCCGCCCAAUCACUACCAAACCCAGACCACCUACCCCAAUGCCACAGCUGGGCCGUCAGCUCAAAACACGCUCUUCCAAACCCAGGCAGAUGUGCAUGCCCUGCACCAGAAGCCACGGCAAACCUCUCUUGCCGACUUGGAGCAAAAGAUCCCCACCAAUUACGAAAUCAUUGGUGGGCCCACAGUGGCCAUCUCUUCUACAGCCCCUGAAGUCGCCUUCAGCACCACGACGGUGACCAGCAGCUAUGACCAGUACAAGGCCCCUGAGGCUCGGCUGGCUGACAGAGCCAGUGUCACACAAAGCCCUUCAGCCAGUUACUCAUCAGAGUCCCUCUACACGAACCUGGAGCAGAGCAUUCCCCGUAACUAUGUGAUGAUCGAUGACAUUAGUGAGCUAACCAAAGAGAGCCCGGCAGGGGACAGCCAGAAAGUGGACCCACAGGGCCAGAGUGCUAACGGCCGCCACGGCAAAGAGAAGAGCGAGCUAGCGGAUCCUGAGAGUUCCAGCAGACCCUGCUGCUACUCCAAAGCGGAGGAAGAGUCUGAGGAGGACAUGUACGACCACCAUGGCGCUGACCAUCGAGGGAAGAACAGCUACCACAGAGGCCCAGAGAGCAAUGGCAAGAUGCCAGGGAGCUCUGGGGGUUCAUCCUACUACUACGGGGACAGUGACUAUCGUCAUCCCUCACGGGUGGACAAGCAUGGAUCUGGCAUGGCAAUGCCGAAGCAUUCUUCCAAAAACUUGGCUCCCGCCGUGGUCUCCUCAAAACGCAGCAAGCACAGGAAACAGGGCAUGGAGCAGAAGAUCUCAAAGUUCUCUCCCAUUGAAGAAGCCAAAGACGUGGAGUCAGACCUGGCCUCCUACACAGUGACGACAUCAGUCAGCAGCAGCAAUGUGGCCUCCCGGGCGAAGAAGCUGCAGGAUGAGAUCACUUAUGGCCUCAAGAAGAAUGUAUAUGAGCAGCAGAAGUACUAUGGCAUGUCCAGCAGGGACUUGGUGGAUGAGGAGGACCGAGUCUACUCUGCCGGAAGCAGGACCCGCUCAUCUGGCUACGGGAUAGAAAAGUCAUCCAGCCGUGACGUGAGCAGCCGGAGCAAGUCCUAUGACAGGGAGAGCGUGGAGCGGUCUCAGAAGGGCAGCUCCAAGCCUUCGUCCCUUAGCAUGAGUCAGAGCCGCGGGAGGACUCCCGUUCGCACGCAGGCCUCAGAAGAGGAGAGCCCAAUCAGCCCCUUGGGAAAGUCCAUGGGGGUGUCGCGCUCCUCUGGUGGCCCCGGCCCACAGUCCGGGGGCGACCCCUGCUCCCAGUUCUGUUCCAGCCACUCGUUGCCUGAUGUGCAAGAACACAUCAAAGAUGUGCCAAGGAAUCACUCUUACAAGCACGAGGAAGGUUACGUCAUGGACGAUUCCCAUUGUGUUGUUUCAGACAGCGAAGCCUAUCAUUUGGGUCAGGAGGAGACAGACUGGUUUGAUAAGCCAAGGGAAGCGCGGUCAGAGAGGGUAAGGCACUACGGUGGCCACUCUUCCUCGCAGAAGAGACCCCCAGUAAAACACACCUACCACGAUUACGACGAGCCUCCAGACGAAGACCUGUGGCAGCACGAUGAUUACCCGCCGCCGCAGCACUCCUCCUCCCGAGAGCACCGGCACCACGGGGAGUACGGGCGGCACGCGGCCUCCUCCCGCCACGCCAGCGACGAGCAGCCCCGGCGGUCGGCCAAGCAGCACCCGCGGGAGCAAGGCCGCCACGAGUCCCGCGGUCACGCGCAGCCAGCCUCCCAGAAGAAGGCUCAGCAGCCUGAGCCCCGAGCGCAGGCAGCCUACGGCCCCGGCUCCUCCGAGUACCCCCAGCAAUCCCGCCCGGCUGCUCACCACCACGGCGCCGAGACCCAGAAAUCUCAGAAGCCCUCGCAGCCGCACGGGCCGCCAUCCCAAGGGCAAAAAGCAGAGCCUCACCUGCAGCAGCCACAAGCCCGGCAGCAGCAGGGAGCUCAGCAGCUGGCCCGGCAGCAGCCGCCGGCAGCCCGGCCGGCCGGCCAGCAGCCGGCAGGGCCGUCGCAGCCAGAGGCGAAGGGCAGGAUGCAGGGACCUCCUGCUUCUAGGCCAUCGCAGCAGCAGCCGAGCCCAGCCCCGGCUCCGGGGAAGCCCCCGGCCACGCUUCAUGCACAACCAGGCGGUCACCAAGCAACACCGCCAAAAGCGGAGCAGAUGGACACAUCCAAGCCCACAGCGAAAGUGCCACAGCAACAGGGGAGAACGCCGGUGGCUCAGCCUCUGGGAGCAGCAGGAGCAGACAGCAAGGUUGGUCAGAAGGCAGCUGGGCCGCGUCCUCCUGCCGGCACAGUGGCUGGACAGCCUGGGAUGGAAGGAGAGAGCGUUUUCUCCAAAAUCCUGCCAGGAGGGGCAGCAGAACAAGCAGGCAAACUGACUGAAGCGGUGUCGGCUUUUGGCAAGAAAUUCACUUCGUUCUGGUGAGAGAACGGCACAAGGAGUUUGGGAAGCGAGUGGAGAUCUAGUCAUUGCAAGUGGAAAAACCUAUGAAGAACCCAGUGAAUUCAGCAUGCAGCGCUGGACUCUGAGUAUAACACUUUUGAAAGCAGGGCAAUCCCCUGGAUGCUGGAUCUCAUGGAGCAAACAGUGGCUGAACCGGGGGCCCGGCAGAUGACCCAGAGCACUUGCCCUCCACGUCUGGCAAGCAGAG
Molecule: messenger RNA, 12184 nt
Organism: Rhea pennata
Lineage: Eukaryota; Metazoa; Chordata; Aves; Rheiformes; Rheidae
Gene: BSN
Product: bassoon presynaptic cytomatrix protein
Exons: 14
Coding region: 1-11958 (3985 amino acids)
Biological process (GO): protein localization to synapse; presynaptic active zone assembly
Cellular component (GO): GABA-ergic synapse; cytoskeleton of presynaptic active zone; axon
Molecular function (GO): structural constituent of presynaptic active zone; metal ion binding
Source: RefSeq, a predicted model, not a curated record